AUGCCCCACCUCGUCUCCAGCUUCCUGCGCUCCUCGACGGGAACCAUCCCUCACAUUAAGGCCGUCUCGCGGUCUCGAAACACUUCGAGGAGCAACUCCCGCAGUGCAUCCCGCAACACCAGCCCCCAUGGCUCGGACAGCGAAGACCGCCAUGCCGUCAAGAUGCCCGACCUAGCCGAUGCCAUUAAGAAGCACCACCGCCUGUCGCUGCACUUUGGCCGAUCCACCUCCAAGGAGCGUCAACAGCACGUCCCCUACUCUCCUGUCGUGAUUGACUGGAGCGUCGAGAGCCCGCCUGUGGUUUUCCACGGCAACGCUGAGGAGAGCACCGGCGCCUUGGUUUCGGGCCAGGUUGUCCUCGACAUCAAGGAGGAAUUGGUGGAUGUUGAGAGCUUCACAGCCAGCCUUAACAUGGUUACCACUCACAAGAGGCCAUUUCAGAACAACUGCAGCGAAUGCCAGACUCAGUCGACCCGGGUUGAGAAGCUGACACUGUUGGCUCACCCCGUUCCCCUGCGAAAGGGCAAGCACCAGUUCCCCUUCUCCAUCUUGCUGCCCGGCAAUCUCCCAGCUUCAAUGGACACACCCGUUGUCUCCAUUUCCUACGUGCUGAAUGCUGAGGCACAAUUCCUCACUGCUCCCACAACGCCCGAGGGCACAAGCUCAAUCACAACCACCAAGUCCGAGCGCAUCAUCGACGUCAAGCGGACUCUCCCCGAGCCUCUGUACCCACACAAUUCUGUCCGCGUCUUCCCCCCGACCAACAUCAAGGCCGCCGCCAGCUACAUCUCCGUCAUUCACCCGACAACCAACAACAAGAUGACCCUCAAGCUCGACGGGCUCAUGACCCACAACGAAAGGGUCAAGACGGUUGACCUGUGGAAGCUGAAGAAGCUUACUUGGAAGUUGGAGGAGACCAUCAAGACAGUUGCACCCGCUUGCGAGAAGCACAACCCUGGACUCGCCGAGUCUGCCACCAAGGGCCUGCCCCGAAGCGAGACCCGAGUCAUCGGCGAGAAGAAUCUUACCGAAGGGUGGAAAUCCGACUACACCGGUGCGGACGGCAUCGUCGACAUGGAAUUCGACUUCUGUGUCAACCAGCUCAAGCCGCACACCAAUGCCCUCAAGUACGCUUGCGACACCAAGACACAGGACGGAACAGAAGUGACCCACUCUCUGCUGCUCGAGUUGGUCGUAUCGAAAGAAUACGCACAAGAGGGCAAGACACACGUUUCUCACCAGACUGGCACUGGCCGCAUUCUGCGAAUGCACUUUGCCGUUGUCCUGACUGACAACGGCGGCUUGAGCGUCAGCUGGGACAAUGAAGCCCCUCCAGUUUACCAAGAUGUGCCCCCGAGCCCUCCCGAAUAUGCUCAAGAUGAGCUCCCUAUUGAGUACGACGACCUCGAAGAACUUGUUGCCGCAAGGGCAACAGCACCCAACAGCCGAAGGGGUAGCCAAGAAUUAUCAUGAACGCGAAGAUACCCAUCACUUUCUUUUGUCAAUUUACUCUUCUUUCUUUUAUUUUUUUAUUCAUUUUAUUGGGCGCAUCGAUUGUCAGCCUACAUAGGCUUGGGUGCAAAGCAAAGCGGCUGGGUUGUUUUCGAUAUUGCUACAAAGCAGCAUAUACAUAUACCCCUACGGCAAAGGACAAAUAAGGCGAUUGGCUGUUUAUUAUUCUUUCGUGAACUUUUUUUUUUUUUCUUUUUUUUUUUUUUUCUUAUGCAUAACAUGAUGAGAUGUCAGGCGAAUUCAACAUAUUCAGCCAUACAGUUGGCAUUUCCUUUAUUUUGGAGUUGGUUCACGGGACGGAUACUCUGUUGCAUGUGACGGGUUUUUCCACAUGCAACAAUGAAUGAUGCGAUACAUAGACUAUCGGCACAAAAAAAUAUAGCUUAGUAUUUAAUCA
Trichoderma virens Gv29-8 is the source of this 1909-nucleotide messenger RNA. RefSeq lists its product as uncharacterized. The record is from RefSeq and is a predicted model, not a curated record. The coding region runs from base 1 to 1473 and encodes 490 amino acids. The transcript has a single exon. NCBI's taxonomy places the organism in Eukaryota, Fungi, Ascomycota, Sordariomycetes, Hypocreales, Hypocreaceae.